This is a messenger RNA of Calypte anna (Anna's hummingbird), 1538 nucleotides long. RefSeq names its product protein kinase cAMP-dependent type I regulatory subunit beta (gene PRKAR1B). Gene Ontology annotation, molecular function: cAMP-dependent protein kinase regulator activity. NCBI's taxonomy places the organism in Eukaryota, Metazoa, Chordata, Aves, Apodiformes, Trochilidae. The record is from RefSeq and is a predicted model, not a curated record. The transcript has 10 exons. Gene Ontology annotation, biological process: regulation of protein phosphorylation. Gene Ontology annotation, cellular component: cAMP-dependent protein kinase complex. Bases 207 to 1271 code for a protein of 354 amino acids.
CUGAGUUGCGGGAGCGGUGGGGUGCGGGGUCCCUCCAGCUCCGGGCAGGCGGGCGGGAAGCGAGGGGAAAGGAGGAGGCGGCUGCAGUGCGGAUACCGGCAGGGGAGCCGCUUUCCCCACCUCCACCGCCGGCGAAGGAUCGCGGAGCCGCGGCCGCUCAGCCGGCUCCAGUCGCUUAGGUCUGUUUUCUGUUUACAAGCCUGAAGAUGGCUGCUGCUUCUUCCUGCAAUGUGGAAGAAGACGAGAGCCUGAAGGGAUGUGAACUCUAUGUUCAGAAGCACAACAUCCAACAGAUUUUAAAAGAGUGUAUUGUGAACCUUUGCAUAGCAAAGCCAGACCGACCCAUGAAGUUCCUCAGAGAACACUUUGAAAAAUUAGAAAAGGAAGAAUGCAAACAAAUACUGGCUCGGCAGAAAUCCAGCUCCCAGUCUGACUCUCAUGAUGAUGAGGUUUCCCCUCCUCCUCCCAACCCCGUGGUAAAAGCCCGACGCAGGAGAGGGGGGGUCAGUGCAGAGGUGUACACUGAGGAGGAUGCUGUUUCUUAUGUCAGAAAGGUUAUUCCAAAGGACUAUAAAACUAUGACUGCUCUGGCAAAGGCCAUCUCCAAGAAUGUGCUCUUUGCUCACCUUGAUGACAAUGAACGAAGUGACAUAUUUGAUGCCAUGUUCCCUGUUACACACAUCGCAGGAGAAACAGUCAUACAGCAGGGUGAUGAAGGAGACAACUUCUACGUGAUUGACCAAGGCGAGGUGGAUGUUUAUGUCAACGGGGAGUGGGUCACCAGCAUCGGAGAGGGAGGCAGCUUUGGGGAACUGGCAUUGAUCUAUGGAACACCCCGGGCUGCCACUGUCAAGGCCAAGACAGAUCUCAAGCUCUGGGGCAUCGACAGAGACAGCUACAGACGCAUUUUAAUGGGCAGCACCCUGAGAAAGAGGAAGAUGUAUGAAGAAUUCCUGAGCAAGGUCUCCAUUUUGGAGUCCCUGGACAAAUGGGAGCGGCUGACAGUGGCUGAUGCACUGGAACCUGUCCAGUUUGAAGAUGGAGAAAAAAUUGUUGUGCAGGGAGAGCCUGGUGAUGACUUCUUCAUUAUUACAGAGGGCACAGCUUCUGUUCUGCAGCGCAGGUCUGACAACGAGGAGUACGUGGAAGUUGGAAGGCUGGGUCCAUCAGAUUAUUUUGGUAAGAAAAUUCAGUUAAGUAUGGGUCAGAAAGACAGGCACAUGGAGCUGUAUCAAGUAGUUACUGUCUUCAUUAGUGUUCUACUCUUUUAAAUGUGAGGGGUUAUGUGUAGGUCAGCCUCUGCUGCUGGUGAUACUGAGGGAUUUCAGAGAAGCUGAAACCGUUCCUUGGUUUACACCAGUGUAGCUGACAGGAGACAGAACCAGAAUCAGCAAAACAGUCUGAAAGCAUUUGUUUUCAAAGGCAUUUUACACGCAUGCAUUAUGCAUGUGUAAUGCAUUUGUACUGUCAACAGAAUUAUGUUAAGUGUCUAUCAAGAGAUACGUAAAGGGAGAUGCUCUACAACCAAAGCAUCUGGG